Molecule: messenger RNA, 1301 nt
Organism: Drosophila gunungcola (fruit fly)
Lineage: Eukaryota; Metazoa; Arthropoda; Insecta; Diptera; Drosophilidae
Product: chymotrypsin-1
Exons: 1
Coding region: 251-1126 (291 amino acids)
Biological process (GO): proteolysis
Molecular function (GO): serine-type endopeptidase activity
Source: RefSeq, a predicted model, not a curated record
GACCAUUGGCACUGACAUUUCCUCCGCUGGCGUUGCUCACAUUUAUUUCCCUGUCACAAAAUCAUAAUCAGUGUGCGUCUAUAUCUUUUUACGACACCAGACUUUAUGGCUUCGAUACAACUCGCUGGAACAUCGAUUCCGAUUUACGAUAAAACCUCAAGACUUACGAUAUAACGCCUAUUUGUCCGAGUAUAAAAGCAAAAUCACGACCCAUAUGCAGGUUUAAUUGUCCGAUCAAGCAGCUGCAAUAAUGGUUCGACUUCGUCCAUCUGCCACCACGAUCCUUGUGAUCCUGCUGGUCUGGAGUGGCUACACUCCCAGCACAGCCAUUCGCCUGGCGCAGCUCAGUGACCAGCAGCUGGAAUGGAUUUCGCAGUCGCGAGGAGGAGCCAACUUCCAGAACCGCGUGAUCGACGGCCAGGAUGCGGAAUUGGGCGAGGCCAAGUACCAGAUAUCGCUGCAGGGCAUGUACGGCGGUCACAUAUGCGGCGGAUGCAUCAUCGACGAGCGCCACAUCCUGACGGCGGCCCACUGCGUCUACGGGUACAGUCCCACGUACCUGCGCGUGGUCACGGGCACUAUCCGCUGGGCCCAGCCGGAUGCCAUGUACUUCGUGGAGGAGCACUGGAUACACUGCAACUACAACAGUCCCUCGUAUUACAACGACAUUGCCCUGAUCCGACUGAACGACACGAUCAAGUUCAAUGAGUACACCCAACCGGCCGAGCUGCCCACUGCUCCGCUGGCCAAUGGCACGGAGCUGCUCCUCACGGGCUGGGGCUCCACGGUCCUCUGGGGCGACACCCCCGAUGUCCUGCAAAAGGCGUACCUCACCCACGUGGACUACCCCACUUGCCAGGAGAUAAACAACCGGGAUCCGCUGAACGGACCCUGCCACGUCUGCACCCUGACGAACGGCGGACAGGGCGCUUGCCACGGCGACUCCGGCGGUCCGCUGACCUGGAAGGGCAUCCUCUACGGACUGGUCAACUGGGGCUACCCCUGCGCCGUCGGUGUUCCGGACAGCCAUGCCAACGUCUACUACUACCGGGAUUGGAUCACGGGUAUGAUAUCGGGGCGCUGCAGCACCUGCCACUGCUACGCCAGCAACUAUCCCAGUCGGUGAUUGAAACGGAAUGCUUUUCAUCGAGUAAGUUGAUUGGUCAAGACAAUAUUUUACUAUGCCCUAGGUAAGGAAACAACUUAACUAAUUUCGCAAUAACUAACUUAAACUAAAGUGUACCAGUUAUUGUCAAAAUAAAGGUUAUGAGCCAACUAUGUGAUAAAAUAUUUCGAUUAAA